AUGCAAAGCCAUAGCAAAAUUUCUGGCACCUCUGCCUCCACCACAACAACUCGUGCUGUUUGUGGGCUUCGAGGUUGGGCAGAUCUCCCUGAAGGCCUGCUCCAGUCUAUUGUUGCUCUGUUGGGUUCCUUUCUCGACCUCCUUGCAUUCGCCGGCACUUGUCGUUCUUGGCGUGCUGCCUUCUCCUCAUACCCUUCCAAAUCCACAUUCUGUUCCUUGCUCCCGCCUCUCCUCAUCCGACCCAAUAUCCAUGUGUCAGCUCCUCAUCUCCCUUCCAAAGGUGAUGAUGGUCGCAAGCUACGCACAUGCCAGGUCAUUGAUCUGGCCAACCCAAACACCCCCCUUCGCAGCCAGAUUCCUCAAGAGACAUUUCAGAAGCUGUGCUUUGCAGGCUCUUCCUAUGGUCAGCUGAUUUGUGGCAGCGGCAGAAAUUGUCUUGUUGUCAAUGUGUUCACUGGCGCCGAAGUCUCACCACCGCAGCUCCCAUUAAGCGAGGACGCUUAUUUCAACUCUGGCAUGCUGACAGCUCCCAUUGCGUCACCAGAUUCACACCUCCUUGUUAGCGUACAAUCCGACCAGGACUACACUCAACGCUCCCUGCUCGAUUGGCCGGUUGGAAGUCAUUCCUGGUCGGAACUACAGCUCAAUGAUUCCCGGAUCGAGCAGAUUGUGGAGUUCAAUGGCCAGUUCAUCGCAAUGGACGAAGUCUGCAGGCUCUACAGUCUGUCCUUGGCCCCCCAGCUUGACCUGCAGGAGAUUACAACCGUGUGGUGGGAUGACAUGGAUGAAUGCCCAUUUCUAAGGCCAUGGCUGGUGGUAUGUGGUGACAUGCUUCUGAUUGUUGGUUACCACUUCCACUACAUCAGCCUCUUGUCUGGAGCACUUGCCAGCUACAAAGCCUACCACCUAGACAUGUCAACUGAACCUGCAACUUGGGUGGAGGCAGCGAAACUGGAGAAUCACGCGCUCUUUACUGGUGGCGAUGUGAGGAGCCCGGCAUUUUCUAGCACAAGCCCUGGACGAUGGAGCGGUAGGACCAACUGCUUGUACUAUGCCCAUGACACUCAACCUUGGAGCUUGCAUGGGCUGGGCAAUGAUGCAGAUGCCGUGUGGGCUGAUUCCACUGACCCUGACCUUGUGUUCAAGAGGACCUGGUACAGACAGCUGCAGCCGUUCUGGGUGUACCCCAGCAUGCUCUACUCAGAUGGCCAGUGAUUGAUAUGCUCUACUGAAAUUUCACCUUCAAUUUCUUCAGAAAUAGACUUUUUGCUUUCGCAUAGAUGAUGUCCUUAAGGUAGUUAGCACCUUGAAGCUGAAACAAGUUAUUCAGCGUUUGCAGGCUUGUUGUCAGUUUCACCGUGAUUUAGUAGCUGUA
This is a messenger RNA of Setaria italica (foxtail millet), 1375 nucleotides long. RefSeq lists its product as uncharacterized. The record is from RefSeq and is a predicted model, not a curated record. Gene Ontology annotation, molecular function: protein binding. The coding region runs from base 1 to 1215 and encodes 404 amino acids. Lineage: Eukaryota; Viridiplantae; Streptophyta; Magnoliopsida; Poales; Poaceae. The transcript has a single exon.